Messenger RNA from Brassica napus (rape), 12620 nucleotides. RefSeq lists its product as uncharacterized. NCBI's taxonomy places the organism in Eukaryota, Viridiplantae, Streptophyta, Magnoliopsida, Brassicales, Brassicaceae. The transcript has 5 exons. The record is from RefSeq and is a predicted model, not a curated record. Bases 9731 to 10804 code for a protein of 357 amino acids.
GCAAUGGCAAUCUUGUAAAUACUUGAAGAUGAUGAGGUUGAGAGAGUAAAAAAGUCAUUUUCGAAAAAAUAAAUAAAAAUUAAUGGGAUUUUCGUAAAUAAUGUGAACAUGUGGGGGUGAAUAGAGCAAAACAAAACUAAAAAAGAAGGAGAUGUUAGUUUUGUGUUUGACUUUAUGUUUUGAGUCAAAUCUGCAAAAAACCCUUUUUAGUUUUUAAAUUUGCAGUUUCAAAGAUUCAUAAACACAUAAACGUAAAUAUACUACAUAUUAUAGAUUUUUUAUUUUACUAAACUUAAUAUUUCAAUUUAAAUUUAUUUGUAUUUAAUCAAUUUUGUGGAUAAGAAUUGUAAAAACAAACGCAAAGAAUGAUGAUAACAAAUUUAAAGUAAAACAUGUGAGAAUCUUCAGAAAAUCACAUUCUUACGCUCAAUUUAUAUUUUAAUUCCGUUGUUGUGUAACAAUGCCUAUUGUGAAUUGUGUUUCUUUUAAUUUGUUUUAAACCCUAAAAUCAAUACGGAGGAUUUAUAGCAAUUUUUUUCUAUAUGUUUUAAUUAAACAUACCAUUAAUAUUAUUUUUAGUUUAAAUAAAAUUGAACUAUCUAUAAAUUAUAUAAAAAAAAUAGUUAAGUUUUUAAAUACUAUAUCAUUUCAAAUUAAUAUCUAGGUUUAUAUAAUUUACAUAAUUUCCAAAUUAAAAAUAAAUAUAUUUAGUGUGUUUUUCUUGAGUCUAUUUGAGAUUGCUUCUUGCCAAAUAGUGACAAGAAAGAUGAUGUCUCGUAAAAGACAAGACGUUAAAAAUAAAUAAAAAAUAUUCAGGACGUUCGAACCCUCGCCCUCGUGAGCCAAGAUUCUACUCUCAACAAAACUCGCCACUGCCUCUCAGAAGACGAAAAAUAAAAGUAGACAAUUCCUUUGCAGUGCUUUCAAUCUUUCCUUUAAUCUUCACUUGCGUGGGUUUGAUAUUCUUCUGAAGAAAAGCAAUCAGCAAUCAUCGUCCUCACUGCAGAGCAAAUCGAAUCCGAUGUCAACGCCCUCCUUUCGUCGAAGCGGACAAUUAUAAGAAGAGGAAGAAGAAGUGCAUCUUAGAUCGAAGAUGGAUCCGGAGCAGACGUUUAUCAGGGUUCAGGAGAGGUUCUCACAAAUCUUAAAGCCUAGGGUUAGGGCUUUCCUUGAGUAUUCGUUUAUCUUCGUUGCCAUCACUUUGUUCUGCAUCCUCGUUGUUAUACACGCCAAUUAUGUUCAGCAGGCACUCAAUUCACGCCGAUUCUGACAAAAUCGUGAUUAAGUUUGGAGUCAACUACUAUGCAGGUAAAAUCCAUCUCAAUAGAAUCUCUAUUUUAUGUGUCUAUAGUCGUUUAGUUCUUCUUUAUCUUAUCUAAAUGAAUCUAUCAGACAAUGAUGUGCCUUUCUACAAAUGAAAAAUUGAAUCUGAAUACAUACACUGCCUUCUUGAAAAACAUUUCUUGUUUUGAAAUAUGUAAACUACCAAAAGUCUCUAUUUACAAACCUUUUUUUUAUAUAGCCAUUCUACUAUUUUUCAUUUAAGAGGUUUACUGAUUAGAAGAGUAACCCAUGUUGCAUUAACUGGUAUGCCUCAGGUGGGUGAUGUAUGCAUUAACCGUUAUGCUAGAAAUUAAUGUGUUGGUCUGUUGUUUAUGACAGUUCAAUGGCUUGAGAGAAGAACUCAAGAAUUUGAGCCGACAUAUCUAUAUACUAUGGAAAAUGUAAACAUUAUCCUCUGUUGAUAGCCUUAAGUAAUGCUGACCAGUGGAAGAUCCAUGGGCAUCUUAUACCCUAGAAUAAUCUAUUCUGUUAAGAAAGAUACAUAAAUGAGAAACUCUUAAGUUGAAAUUUUGGUUCGAUCUUACAGUUGCUUUGCCUUAUUUUUAUAUAGGGCUACUUUUUGCUGCCUGAUGAAGCAAAGUCAUGGCAUAACAUUCGCACUGCAAAUGUAAGCAUAUCAGCACGACAUCCCUGCUUUGGCAACAUAUGGCAACAACUUACUAUAAACAGAGUUGUAGGAUAUGAUACAAUUAUAAUGAAUAGCUUACAAAACUCUGCUGGUCAAGGUUAUCUAUACAAUUUCCAAACAAGAGAGUUUUACAAUCUUAGUUACUCCCAAGAACUUUUUGAAGGAUCUUCGUAAUUUGGAGAUUACUUGGUGACGAAAUGUGGUGUGCUUAUGAUGUCACUUUUUGUGUUUUUCACAACCACAAUGUCUGUCUCAUUCACUUUGCGAGAGACACACACUCGUAUGUUGAAGUUCACUGGUUUGUCUUUAUUCUGUUUCAGUAGCCGACCCAUCUUUGCUUCUCAACAAUCAUCUUUGUUUGGAUAUAAAUUUUUUUUUAGUGCAGCUUCAACACCAUGCUCAGCAUCGGUUACCAACAUUUCAGUUGAUCUUUGUGCACGUGAUUGAAUCCCUUGUCUUUGUACCGGUAUGCACACACAUCUGUAACGGCCCGGUUCCUGGCCCAAAAAUUCUCAUAAAAGAUUGGGCUUCUCUACGGCCCAUAUGGCAAAGACAUAGGGUUUCCCUUCACCUUUUCUAUAAAAAGAGAUGCAGCCUCCCUUUUGCCUCAUACAAAACUUAACCGAAGCUCUGCAGAGAAUUCCCGGAGACCAGAAACCCUAGCCGUCGAGCUCUCUCUUUCUCUCUUGCGCCGUCUCUCUCUCUCUCUCCCGCGCGACGCUCUCUCUCUCCUUGCCGUCGCUCUCUCUCCUCGCCGUCACACGCUCUCUCUCUCCUCGCCGGCGCCGUGUGGUGGUGGUGGUGACCAGAUCCCAAUAUCCUCUCCCUUGUCUCAUGUUUCCAGAUCCGGAUCUAGGCUAAGGUGGAGUGUCUUGAAACCAUCUUGUUCUCAUGCAUUGUAUACUCCUUUAUGUUGGAGUUAGGGUUGUUUAGACCCUGUUUGAAAGCUAGGAUGAUAGAACAUGAUUAUUGCUAGGAUGUUAGAUGAAUGGAUCACGAUGCAUAAGAACCCUCAUAUUGUUAAAUGGGACUUAGUAAACUGAAAUGGAGUUGUGGUAGUGAUGAUUGAUUGGUGAUUUAUGCUUGUAUGUUUGGAUGUGUAGUCCCAUGAGUGGUUAGUGAUUAAAGUUAGGAUGCUAGAGAGAAAUGAAUGCUAAGCUGAUAGAUGAGUAAGGAUUGUUAAAGUUAUUGAAGUAGAACUUGAGUGCGAUGUGUAUUGUGUGUGACACCGAUAACGGGUGGCGUCUAGUGAAUGAGUCCAAGUACAAGUCUAAAUGAAAAGGAAAGUGAAUGAGAAUGGGAAGGGAUAAGUGGAAAUGAUAAGGAUGAAAAAGGAUAAGUGAAAAUAUGAAAGAAUAAUGUUACGGUUAAGCAUGGGUGGGAAAGCAUAUAGAGUCUAAGGAAAGUAUGUGUGGCAGUAGUUCUCGCUAGGUAUCCAUAGGAGAUGUGGCGAAUCCACAAGAAUAUGGAAGCACCCAUAGGAGAUGUGGCGAAUCCACAUGAAUAUGGGGUAGAAGCCUACUGGCAGCUACCCACUAUGAUAAGAAACGAAGUGCCAACCGCGAGAGGCGGGAUAUAAAAACGUGCAUCAUGGUUGGGUAACGGGGUGUUAAAGGUGUCUUAGGAUUGAGUCGGUCUGGUAAGACGAGUCGGUUAAGUCUAAGGUUUAACAUGUGUGGCAAUGAGUGAGAUCAUUGUAUUGAUUGAUCACUAGGUUGCUAGAAAUGUAUGGAAUUGAAUGUUUGGAAAUAAUGAUGAUGAUAUGAAAUGUUAAGAUGCAUUAACUGAUUGUAGUGGCUAGUCAGCCCUAGUUCCCGCAUAGAGUAGUAUAGAGUGUCAUGCGGGCAGGCUGGUUUAGAGUCACUUCACUGAGUAACUUGUUGCUCAUUCCUCCAUUUCCAUUUCCCUGUGCGCAGGACUGUAAGUAGAAGUAUAUGGAUGUGGGUGUGACGGUAUUUCAAAGAAGGUUAUGCGACCGUCAACUCUUGGGUCAAUAACAGGACACAUAGAGUUGUCUAAAUGAGUAGACACAUGUCCAUAACGCCCUUUCGAUAACUCCGGUGGGACUCCGGGGGAUCGGGCUGUUACAAUUGGUAUCAAAGCGGGUUAAGAUCCCUUAGUUCUGUCCUAAGGGAUCAGCAUUUCCGACGUUUAAAAAAAAAAAAAAACUUGUUUUCAUUAAAAGAAAAGAGUUUGUGAAAGUUUUGAUUCUCCUAAAAGUUCUGAAAACGAUUUCAAAACCACCCACUAUAUCUAUACUUCUAGUAUGGUUCUGAUCGGAUGUCUACUUGAAGGAUGUCUUCGACAAUCAGUAACGACCAGACUGACAAUUACGGGUACCGUAGACCUGCAUGGUGGAACCCGAUGUACACUCGGACUCAGCGCACCAUAAAAGGAAAGGUGGUACCCUACCGGUGACGCCCAUUGACGAAGUUUCAUCGCCAGACACAUGAGUUGGAGACACAUGAGUUGGAGUGGUUGGAGAAAAGCCAGAGAUGGAAACCCGACUAAUGUAACUACCGAGAACGUGAAGGUUGUGGCGGAUAUCAUAGGUUUGGAGGAACAUUAGAGGUGCAGUGAAAUAAGUUGAGGUCAUAAGUCAAUGAAGGUAUUUCCCGAGGAAGGACAUAUAUCUAAUGGAGGGCUAGUUUUAGGAUAUCCGCGAGAGAGACAUGAAUGUAAGGGAAUACAAUAAGGAUGUAACCCCCUGAGGAGAUUUUUCGGGCACCCUCUAAGGGGGCGAGAACUGAUUCACCACUUCCUGAAGGAAAUGAGAACCGAUCUGAAGAAUUGGUGUGACGUGCAAGAUUACUGGGAUCAUUAGCUAAUCUAGAAGGGUGCAGAGUUAUAGUUUUGGUUGUAAGAAGAUCAUAGGCUAACUAAGCAUUACAUACUCAGAGCCCAAGGGGAACUUGCGACAUCGCCAUUACCACAAGGCGGUUUCGUUGUGACAAGAGCGGAAGUGCGAGAAGAACCACACUAGGAUAUAAUGGAUGGGAGAAUACUACGAGUACAACCAGUAGGGCUAUGAUAGGAGGUUCGUUCAUCAAGGAAACAAUGGUCAGACCGAAGGACGAGGAUAUGUUCGGUGCGGAGUAGCUAAACACCAAGUCGGGGCUGCUGGACUCAACUAGUAGGAUCCACGGUUGAAGUGUUAUCCUAACUACCGGUUCCCGCAAGGGCAACAUCAAUUGGGGCUACCUGGGUUAGGACCGAGGGAGUAUAGAGAAUGAUGACCAUGGGAGUGUAUGUGGUAGUGUUAAUACCUCACGACGGUGUGAGCCUGCAUGGAGACCUGCUGGGGUUGGAGUUGGAAUGAUAUGAAGUGACAGAAUUUUGGGAUGCGUAUUUAGAGGUGUACCAGUGUUCGGGGAUGUUGCAGUGUGAUAGGAAUAGCAUCGGGGCUUAGCGAGAAUCUAUAUGGAGGUCAAAGAUUAAUGAAUAGGAAGAGGCUAGGAAACCAGACCGGGACCAAGCACGUGGAGUUAAUGUAUUGUAUUGGCAUGUACUCAUAAUCCUCGAUAGGAGAGGAGAGUAGUCCUUACUGGAAUAAGGAUUAUGAUAUGGAUAUAAGCUAUCUUGAUGUUGAAAUCUGAAGAGUUAAGUGGAAAAGAGAAUGAUUUGUAUUUGGAAGUGAAAGUUCUAAGUAUUGGAUACCAUUGCUGCAGUAGCCGGGUAUGCAGACGCUUUUGAGCAUUUUUAUGGACCCAUGGAAAUGAAAUAGUACAUACAACAUAGAGCGGAAAUACAGAACAUCGUCUAGUCAAAGGGACCAUAUCAGUUAGCACCAUAUAGUUCGUUGAGUUGUUGGAACCUACAGCAAGUAGUUUUGGAGUUCACUAAGAGCGAUUUGACAUUACGGUAUUGCCAGAUUCUGAUAUCAAAGAAAAACAUCCAGGAGACAACAUUAUGAGUUGGUAAUGGACAUUACCAGUUGUAGAUGUACGAUGCCGCAAGCGUAUUAAGAUAAGCACGCGAUAGUGAUGAUCGAAGACACAAUAUUCUAUUCCACCGAAGAGUGUGAUGGUAUUUUGGAGUAGCUUGUUAUGUUUCGUGAGAUGAAGUGCUCGCUAAGUUAAUCAACGGAGAUGUGGUUGGGUACCACGCAACGGUGAAGGAAGAGACCAUGGGACAAGUUAUUGGUCGCAAUGGGCAUUAUAGUGGGCAGCAGACAUAUUUAUCAGAAUUCGAAGAGGAACUGCCAUGGUUAAAGAUAAAGAGGGUUUUAAUGGAGCUUUGCAGUUGAGAUUUGUUAGUUGAGAACAGUGGGGUGUAAGGCCGUAUAUGAUUGAUGCAAGAGUUGUAUGUGUCAAAUGGAAAUGGAACAUGAUAAAAAUAUAUUUUUGUUGUUGGGUCGCCAAGGAUAUCGCAAUCAACCUAUGUGGUGUACAUGUGUGUUGAGCUUAGAGAGGAAGUAGGUUAAUGGAUCUGAUAUUAGUUGAAUCCAUGGAAGACAUUAGCUACGAGUCGAGCAAAUGGAUAUCCCCUAUGAGAAUUGUAUGAACAACCAUGUUGAAUCCCUUAUGUUGGACCAAAGUGGGGGAGAUCAGAAUCUCGAGCCUGAGAUGAUCCAGGAAACCGCUUAGCAGAUAUAAUUGUUGAUGAUGAGCUGCUUUAUGAAAGGAUAGAAGAGGUACAUGACCAUUAGAGAAUUACGUCGACAAGAGUGGUGGUGAUAUGGAAAUGCAUAUGAGAUAAAAGCAAUCUAGGGAUGAGAACGCGGUUGGAGAAUCGAUUGGGAUUUAAGAAGACGUUGGAUCUCCGUGAGGAAUAUGGAACCUGGCCUGUUGCAUGAACCAUUAGAUUUCAAAGGACGAGUUGUUUACCCAUUUGGGUUCGGGAUGUUAGAGUUGGAUUAUCGACACACGGAAUUCGGGGACGAAUUCCAUUCAAGUGGGGGAGAAUUGUAACGGCCCGGUUCCUGGCCCAAAAAUUCUCAUAAAAGAUUGGGAUUCUCUACGGCCCAUAUGGCAAAGACCUAGGGUUUCCCUUUACCUUUCCUAUAAAAAGAGAUGCAGCCUCCCUUUUGCCUCAUACAGAAACUUAAGCGAAGCUCUGCAGAGAAUUCCCGGAGACCAGAAACCCUAGCCGUCGAGCUCUCCCUUUCUCUCUUGCGCUGUCUCUCUCUCUCCCGCGCGAUGCUCUCUCUCUCCUUGCCGUCGCUCUCUCUCCUCGCCGUCGCAUGCUCUCUCUCUCCUCGCCGGCGCCGUGUGGUGGUGGUGGUGACCAGAUCCCAAUCUCCUCUCCCUUGUGUCUUGUGUCUUGUUUCCAGAUCCGGAUCCAGAUCUAGGCUAAGGUGGAGUGUCUUGAACCCAUCUUAUUCUCAUGCACUGUAUACUCCUUUAUGUUGGAGUUAGGGUUGUUUAGACCCUGUUUGAAAGCUAGGAUGAUAGAACAUGAUUAUUGCUAGGAUGUUAGAUUAAUGGAUCACGAUGCAUAAGAACCCUCAUAUUGUUAAAUGGGACUUAGUAAACUGAAAUGGAGUUGUGGUAGUGAUGAUUGAUUGGUGAUUUAUGCUUGUAUGUUUGGAUGUGUAGUCCCAUGAGUGGUUAGUGAUUAAAGUUAGGAUGCUAGAGAGAAAUGAAUGCUAAGCUGAUAGAUGAGUAAUGAUUGUUAAAGUUAUUGAAGUAGAACUUGAGUGCGAUGUGUAUUGUGUGUGACACCGAUAACGGGUGGCAUCUAGUGAAUGAGUCCAAGUACAAGUCUAAAUGAAAAGGAAAGUGAAUGAGAAUGGGAAGGGAUAAGUGGAAAUGAUAAGGAUGUAAAAGGAUAAGUGAAAAUAUGAAAGAAUAAUGUUACGGUUAAGCAUGGGUGGGAAAGCAUAUAGAGUCUAAGGAAAGUAUGUGUGGCAGUAGUUCUCGCUAGGUAUCCAUAGGAGAUGUGGCGAAUCCACAAGAAUAUGGAAGCACCCAUAGGAGAUGUGGCGAAUCCACAUGAAUAUGGGGUAGAAGCCUAGUGGGAGCUACCCACUAUGAUAAGAAACGAAGUGCCAACCGCGAGAGGCGGGAUAAAAAAACGUGCAUCAUGGUUGGAUAACGGGGUGUUAAAGGUGUCUUAGGAUUGAGUCGGUCUGGUAAGACGAGUCGGUUAAGUCUAAGGUUUAACGUGUGUGGCAAUGAGUGAGAUCAUUAUAUUGAUUGAUCACUAGGUUGCUAGAAAUGUAUGGAAUUGAAUGUUUGGAAAUAAUGAUGAUGAUAUGAAAUGUUAAGAUGCAUUAACUGAUUGUAGUGGCUAGUCAGCCCAAGUUCCCGCAUAGAGUAGUAUAGAGUGUCAUGCAGGCAGGCUGGUCUAGAGUCAUUUCACUGAGUAACUUGUUGCUCAUUCCUCCAUUUCCAUAUCCCUGUGCGCAUGGCUGUAAGUAGAAGUAUAUGGAUGUGGGUGUGACGGUAUUUCAAAGAAGGUUAUGCGUCCGUCGACUCUUGGGCCAAUAACAGGACACGUAGGGUUGUCUAAAUGAGUAGACACGUGUCCAUAACGCCCUUUCGAUAACUCCGGUGGGACGCCGGGGGAUCGGGCUGUUACAACAUCACUGGUUCUUUUUUUAUUCCAACAUCUCAAAGGAUUCUCUUGAGUCUGACCAACAUAAUCUAAUCAUUUGAAAUUGUAGAUUAUGAUUGGGAUUCUCUUUCUCCUGUUUGAGUUUUACGACGACCAGCUGUUGGCUUUCAUGGUUCUAGUUCUUGUCUGGCUAUGCGAAUUAUUCACUCUGAUAAGGUUUGGUCUUUCUCUUACGCCUCAGUCACCCAUAUAUAUGAACUAUCGAGGUCUCUUACUCGUGAUAUUCUCACAAUCUAUCUUCCAAAUGUUGCAGUGUUAGGACACCAAUAUCGAUGAAGUUCUUCCCACGUUUCUUUUUGCUGUACUUCUUCGUGGUCCAUAUUUAUUUCUUCUCGUAUGCAUAUGGUAAGGACUGAGUUUAUACAUUAUAUUUGUCUGAUUACUACUGUAUAUAUUUCUCAGAGUCGUCACAGUGUAUUUGUCCCUUACUGCGUUACUCUCAACAGGCUUUUCUUAUCUUGCCCUUAUGACAACCGCUGCAUUCAUGCAACACUUGAUUCUAUACUUCUGGAAGCGUUUUGAGGUAAACGUUUGAUUCCAGAAAGCUUCAAUCGAAAUGAUUUUUUAUCUAAAUAAAACACAAAAGUGGCUGGUACUGGCUCUUCAGAGAUUCCUUCAAAGCCGACAGUCACACUUUCACCAACACUGUAGGGGAUGGAUUUAAUCAUCCCACAAGGCCCAAGGAAUAAAAGGCCUGGCCCGGACCAGAGAAAAUGAUGGCUUGGGUAGUCGGCUUAAAGGGUCAAUCUCUCGGCUCGCUUCUACAGUAUCUCGAGUCGAGUGACGUCGACUAAGAGGCACCCAGCUCGGCGACCGCUCGGAUGAAUGCGGGCCUCUCGGCCCAAUAAGGAAGGCCCACGAAGACGACCUAAGUUAGGUCAAGAACGACACAUCAGAGGACUAUAUAAGGAGAAGGAAGAGGAACGAGAAAGGGAUCCGAAAUCAUCUGACUAACACUUGGCGGCUAGAUUAGGGUUUUCACCUUUACUUCAUCUUGCCGUUAUUUGUACUUUUCCGGUAGCUCUCCGAGUUACCGGCCUCUUCUCUGUCGCACUUUCUUAUCUCUCUUGUAACCGACUAAUCGUCUCUUCCGACCAUAAUAAAACGUCUUUGUUAAACCCACAUCUUCUUUAUCACCGUUUUCCGAUCAAACAGUUGGCGCCCACCGUGGGGCCUUUUUAGCAAAGUAACGUUAGUACUAUGGUUGUCAGCAACGACAGUUCUUCGUCAGGCGAGGAGCGCGAAGCUCUCGAGGUGAUGCCGGCUCCCGAGGUAACACCUACGCCUACACCAGUAACUCCGCUACCCCCUCCUGCGUCUAUGGAAACCAUCUUGGCACGCCUCGCCCUGCAAGAAGCGGCGCAGAAGGCGGCGGUCGACCAAAUCACAGCGAUAGCAAAAAUACUCGCCCCUAUCGCUGCAAACGCCGAAGCUUCAACGGCGCAGUACCGUCGACACCUGUUCGCCACUGAACGAACCACCAACGUAGCACCUGCGGGGGACAACAACAACCAGAGCGCCGGUAACAACAACCAGAGCGCCGGUAACUACAACCAGAGCGCCGGUAACGACAUCAACGCAGACACCGCAAGCGAGCUAGCCGCGUUGAAACAGUCGGUCCUCGACAUCAACUCAAAGAUCCACCAGGUGACGACCUCGGCGCCCCAAAUCGAGCACGUACUCGCGGAAUCUCUUCGCACACCCUUCACACAAAGGGUCACCGGCGUACGGCUCCAGAAGAUGGAGAAACUUCGUCUUCCAACCUUCAAGGGUCUCUCCGACCCUUCUACUCAUGUCACGUCCUUCAACAUAGCGAUGCGACACGCAAAUCUGACCGACGAAGACAAAGACGCCGGCUUUUGCCAACUCUUUGUCGAAACCCUAGAAGGACCGGCCCUUACUUGGUUCACAGGCCUCAGAGAAAACUCCGUCGAUUGUUUCCACGACCUCUCGACGGCCUUCCUGAAGAAUUAUAUCAUGUUCACCAACCAAGAAACGACCGUGUCCGACUUGUGGAACCUCACUCAUACCAGCGGCCAAAGCCUCCGCGACUUCAUGGAGAAGUUCAAGGCUAUCGUCUCGAAAGUUGAUAUUCCUGAUCCUAUCACUGUCGAGUCUCUGAUGAACACUUUGCACGUUGACUCCACGUUCCGUCAGGAUCUUUACCGAUACCCGACGAAAUCUGUGUCUGACGCCAUCGCUCGCUCGAACAACUUCAUCCGCAUGGAAGAAGACACAAGAGCAAAGUUUGCAAAAGAAGCAGCAGCGAAAUAGCGACCCGCCCGAACAAACAACACCCGCCCUGAGCCCCGCCAGCACUCAUCCGGUGGGAACACCACUCAGAAGCGAGGCUACGUUAGCUCGGUCGGCGACGAGGAAUCGCCAAAAACAGCAGCCGUCACGCGAGAGAAAGCCUGGAACCACUGGGAUCGAGACUCCGCCUCGAAGCAAUCAAAGUCGUCCGAACCAGCGAGUUCAAACUCCGAGGAGCCAAAGAAAUGGUGCCUCUACCACAAAAGGGAUUCCCAUGAUACGAAAGAGUGCAAAGUCCUCAUCGGGCAAUUUUUCGACGGGAUCACUAACGGGACAAUUCAAAUGCCCACCUCUCCAACGACCCCAAAAAACACCAAAAGUUGGAGUAAGAACAAGGAGAAGAAGGCACAGAAGUCUCAACAGAACACGGCCCCUAGCGAGGAAAGAGCGAGCCCUGAGCGCACUGCUGUCAACAACGUCGGCCCCGCCAACGAUUCAUCAGAAGACGAACAUCCGCGUCGCCGGUGACGAGUGGAAGUCAUACUCUCUCGCCCUUGUGACUCCUCUGACGACGACUCCUCGACAAUGCAACCAGAUUUACGCGACAAACUGAACAGCAAAGUCGAGCAAUCUCUCACUUCCCCGACAACAGACAAAGAUCUGCGCACCCUAUUGAAGCGAAAGAGCGCUACGAACGAACACGUAGGAAGCGCCGACCUCCGCGCGACCAUCUCAAAAUCCAGCGCCAGGAGAAUAGGUCAAAACGGCGACCUUCGCGACCAGCUCAAUUCAAAGGCCGAUGGCCUGCGAAUCCAACUCAACCGUUCAAAAGGGUCCGAUCUGCGACGACGUCUCGAAUCAAAAAAGAAAAAGCCCGCAGAAACUCUUCAAUUCGAGAACACAACCGAUGAUUUAAGGAAGCAACUCGAAUCAAUGUGAGCUACCCGCAAUCCGCACAUUAGCGUAAUCAUGGGAGGAUCACCUCCUUGCGGCGACUCAGUUCGAGCUGUCAAAGACUACAAACGACAAGCCACCACCUCCAAGAAGUGGCCGCCUCCAGUCGAAAAUGAUCACCAGAUCACUUUUUCGGCACUAGAUACCAGGGGCGUCCACACACCACACAACGAUCCUCUCCUCGUCGACCUUGACAUCGGAGAAUGCCUAGUCGCAAAAGUCCUUAUCGACACCGGCAGCUCAGUCGAUCUCAUCUUUCGCGACACACUCGACAAAAUGGGAGUCGAUUUGAGAGAUAAGAAGCCUUCCUCUCGCACGCUCACUGGCUUCAACGGGGCCUCAGAGCAAAUGAUCGGAACAAUUCGUCUUCCAGUAUACGCAGGUGGUAAAACACAGACGAUUCGGGGAGAUCAACAAGCCACGAGAGAACUGCUGAUUGCAACUGUAAAGAUGCAGCAACAGGCUUCCCUCGUCAACUCCGUCAGUAAACCACUCAACAAGAUAUACCCCCAGAAGGAGGAAGUUCGCGAAGUCGCAAUCGAUGAAUCCGACCCAACGAAAAUCAUCCGAGUUGGCGUCUACCUGUCCGACGACAUAUGUUCAAAGAUCAUCUCUUUCAUCAAAGACAACGCUUCAACGUUCGCCUGGAAGACCUCCGACAUGAAGGGAUGUCAGGAUGGGAUAACAAGGGUGCUUGAGUAUGCAAUCCUAUGAUCAUGUUCUAGUUAGCAAGGCUAAAACAAGCAAUGAAUACAAAUCUAUCAUGAAUAUCACAACAAGGCAGAUCUAUAGUUUGGGGCUAAUCCCACAAACCUAUCUGAACCCUGGAUCUAAUAAAUGAACUACUCAGACAUAGCAAAGCAAUUCAUGACAAUGAAAAAAU